Schistosoma intercalatum is the source of this 3879-nucleotide messenger RNA. Lineage: Eukaryota; Metazoa; Platyhelminthes; Trematoda; Strigeidida; Schistosomatidae. The record is from the annotation of a GenBank genome assembly.
AUGGAUGAGUCUGUACUUUCAAAGUGCCAGUCUAAGAAGCUGGCUAAGCGUGAAAAGAAAAUGGCUAAAUUUGAAGCCAAACAGGAAAAACUUUCUUCAGACGCCUUAAAGAAUCAGAAGUCGUCAAAAAAAGACAAAUUGAAGAAAGAGCAGGUUGUUCUGAAUGCAGUGACAGACGCAUCUGGCAAAAAAGAUAUGACUGGUGAAAUGCCCGAAUCUUACUCCCCCAAAUAUGUUGAGGCCACGUGGUACGAAUGGUGGGAGCGUAGUGGACUUUUCAAACCAGAAUUUCAGAUUGAAAGCCCAGACAAAUUCGUUAUGGUUAUACCUCCCCCAAACGUCACUGGAGUCUUGCAUUUGGGCCACGCUUUGACAAAUAGUAUUGAAGAUGCCAUUACACGAUGGCACAGAAUGAAUGGAAAAGUUACACUGUGGGUUCCUGGAUGUGACCACGCUGGUAUUGCCACUCAGGUAGUGGUAGAAAAAAAGUUGUGGAGAGAGAAAAAUCUCACUCGACAUGAUAUUGGACGUGAUGAAUUUGUGAAAGAAGUUUGGAAAUGGAAAGAAGAAAAGGGUGAUCGCAUUUAUCAACAACUCAGAGCUUUGGGAAGUUCUUGUGAUUGGUCUCGAGCUAGAUUCACUAUGGAUCCAUCCAUGUGUAAAGCUGUUACAGAGGCUUUUAUUCGUUUAUACGAUGAUGGUUUGAUUUAUCGAAGCCUCCGAUUAGUCAAUUGGUCUUGUACUUUACGUUCAGCCAUAUCAGAUAUCGAAGUAGAUAAACAAGAACUUUCUGGACGUACUUUACUUCGUGUUCCUGGCUAUAAUAAACCUGUAGCAUUCGGAGUUAUCGUAUCGUUUGCCUACCCUCUUUUGCCUGAUCCUAGUAAAGUUGGAUCAGACACUGAAAUUGUUGUCGCAACCACACGACUUGAAACAAUGCUAGGUGAUACAGGCGUUGCUGUACAUCCUGACGAUGAUCGUUAUCGACAUUUAAUUGGUCGUCUAAUCAAGCAUCCACUUAUUCCAGAUAGAUUAAUUCCAAUCGUUGGUGAUACAUUUGUUGAUCCGAACUUUGGAACUGGUGCUGUAAAAAUAACACCUGCUCAUGAUUAUAAUGAUUGGGAAAUCGGGAAAAGGCAUUCACUUCCGACUAUAGUAGUAAUUGGUGAAGAUGGUUUGAUGACAUCUGCUUCAGGUCCCAGAUUUGCAGGACUUCAAAGAUUCGUUGCUCGAGAUGCCGUUCGGAAAGCUCUCGAUGAAUUAGGCUUGUAUAGAGGUGAAAAAGAUAAUCCUAUGGUUGUGCCGAUAUGUUCUCGAAGCAAAGAUAUUGUUGAACCAUUGUUGAAACCGCAAUGGUACCUACGUUGUCAGGAUAUGGCUAAUGCGGCAAUGAAGGAGGUAUCUGAAGGUCGCUUACGUAUUAUUCCCAGUUUCCAUAUUCGUACAUGGAAUAAUUGGCUUAAAGAUUGUCAUGAUUGGUGUAUUUCUCGACAAUUAUGGUGGGGACAUCGUAUUCCUGCUUAUCAUGUUUCGAUUCGACGUGCUGGAGUAGAUAAUUUAGAAGUUUUAGAUCCUACAGAUCAUAAUUCAUGGGUAGUUGGUCAUACAAUUGAAGAAGCACUUCAAAAAGCCUGUGAUAAAUUCCAUUGUUCACCAGAUAACUUAACUUUAAACCAAGAUAAUGAUGUAUUAGAUACAUGGUUCUCUUCACAAUUAUUUCCAUUCUCUGUAUUUGGUUGGCCUGAACAAACACCAGAUUUAAAAGCUUAUUAUCCUGGAAGUUUAUUAGAAACUGGGCAUGAUAUUAUAUUUUUCUGGGUUGCACGUAUGGUUAUGAUUGGUUUGAAAUUAAUGGGACAAUUACCAUUUCAUACUGUCUAUUUACAUGCUAUGGUUCGUGAUGCUCAUGGCAAAAAAAUGAGUAAAUCUUUGGGUAAUGCAAUCGAUCCAGUAGAUGUCAUCAAUGGAAUAUCUUUAGAAGAUUUACAAAAACAAUUAGAACAAGGUAAUCUUGAUCCGAACGAAUUAACACGUGCUCGUCAAGCUCAAGCAAAAGAUUUUCCUAAAGGUAUUCCUGAAUGUGGAACUGACGCUCUACGAUUUGCUUUAUGCGCUUAUACAGCUCAAGGACGAAAUAUCAAUUUGGAUAUAAUGCGUGUACAAGGCUAUCGAUUUUUCUGUAAUAAACUAUGGAAUGCUGUUCGUUAUGCGCUAUUUCAUUGUUUACAUAAAGAAUUUAUUCCACCAGAUAUGUCUGAUUUAAAUAGUCUAUUCAAACAAUUCAUACAACAUAGUUUAUUAUCUGGUACAGAUAGAUGGAUUCUAUCAAGAUUAGCUUAUGCUGUCAUUCAAUGUAAUACAGGAUUUACAGAAUUUCAAUUUCCUAUAGCUACUACUGCUUGUUAUCAUUUUUGGUUAUAUGAAUUAUGUGAUGUUUAUUUGGAAUAUACCAAACCUAUUAUUAGAUUAAAACAGAAUAAUUCAAAAUUGUCUAAUAUGGAAAUGGAACGUAUUCAAUUAGUUUGUCAAAUCCUUUAUGUUUGUUUCAAUUGUGGUCUACGUUUAUUACAUCCAUUUAUGCCAUUUAUUACAGAAGAAUUAUAUCAACGUUUAUUAACUAGAAAUAGUCCUAAUAAUAAUAAUACUGUAAAUAGUAUGGAUAGUCUAUGCGUGAAAUCCUAUCCUAAACUCAGUGAUGUAAAUAUAUUACAUGAUGUAAAUGGAGUUGAAACAGAUUUUCAUCUUGUACUGAAUAUUAUUCAUCGUAUACGUGGACUUAUUUCAGCUUGUCAUAUACCAAUAUCACUUGCAAAUCGUCAACCUUUAAAUGUUCAAUUAAUUGCAUCUGAAACUAUAUUAUCUACUCUUAUUAAUGGACAAUAUGUAACUGAUGUAAUUGAACCAUUAGGUCGAUGUCGUGUUAUACAAAUGGUUUCUGAUCGUAAAAAUGUUAACACUUCUGGUUGUGUUAGUGGAACAGUUUCAGCAAGUGAUAUUUUAUGGUCCAACGAAGAGUCACCUGUUAAUACAGUUCCCGAAGACAAUGACGAUGAUGAUGCUAAUAACUUAAAUGGUGGAAAUCUAUGUUCCGAUGUUCAAUCAAAUUCUGUGUUUGUUAACAAAAAUCCAUCAUCAAUAAUUCCAGCAACUUGUCAAAUAUUUCUACAUGUCGCUGGAUUAAUUGAUGUAUCAUUAGAACAGAAACGAUGUCAAGAUCGUUUAGUGGAAUUGAAAGAUUCCAUUGAAAGUUUAGAGAAAAAACGUCAGCAUCCAACGUAUUCUGAGAAAGUACCAAUGAAAACUCAAUUGAUGGAUACGAAAAAAUUAUAUGAAUUAAAUAUAGAAUUAGAAGGAUUAAAUGAAGUUAUGAACAAUUUAAAAGAUAUUAAACAAAUCAAUACAAAUGAUUCUUCAAUGACACUUGGUGAAAUCCUUUUAGAUGCUUUAUGUAACUAUCUUAAUGUACAAGAAAAUUCAUCAAUAAUACCAUCGAAUCUAUUUGAUCUUGAAGCGAAAAUUGACAGUAUUCUAACCAAUGAAUUAAAAGGAGGCGAUCAACUGUUACAAUAUUGUAAAAUUAAACAAUGGUUGUCAUGGAGUAUAAAACUAUUAUCAUUCAAUAAUAAAAUUGAUUCAAAACAAUAUUCAAUUUAUAGAGAAAUGGUUGAAAAUUAUUUAACUUAUUAUAAAUCAUACUAUUUAACUGGUACAAAUUAUCCAACAAUUGCUGAUAUCUCUGUUGCAUAUACAUUAACACAAUAUAUAGAUUAUAAUGAAUGGAUUAAUUUAAAUAAUAAUAAACAAUAUGUUGUUAUAUGGUUUGACAAAUUGAGAAAUUAUUUCAAUCAAUCAAAUAAAAUGAGAUCACUUUUCAAAUGA